Cavia porcellus (domestic guinea pig) is the source of this 5452-nucleotide messenger RNA. RefSeq names its product potassium inwardly rectifying channel subfamily J member 5 (gene Kcnj5). The record is from RefSeq and is a predicted model, not a curated record. The transcript has 4 exons. Lineage: Eukaryota; Metazoa; Chordata; Mammalia; Rodentia; Caviidae. Bases 594 to 1853 code for a protein of 419 amino acids. Gene Ontology annotation, cellular component: plasma membrane. Gene Ontology annotation, biological process: potassium ion import across plasma membrane; regulation of monoatomic ion transmembrane transport. Gene Ontology annotation, molecular function: G-protein activated inward rectifier potassium channel activity.
GUCCUAUUCCAGGCCAGCCCAGGCUGGGGGCACAGGUCAGGGAUAACCAGUCCAGUUGGCAGGUGGGGCCACCCAAAGGGUGGCCAGACAGUCUGGGGACAGAGCCCUGGUGAGGAUUGCAAUGUCACUCCCAAAACCGGGGCUGGGGUGCUUCUCACCCCUACCUAUUCUCGUGCAUCUCUGGUUUCCUGUCUUACCAUCAGGGAGAUCCCAGUGCCUAUCACCCUACGUCACUUCUUGGGCUCAGAAAGCAAAAGGAGGGGAAGAGCCUGGGGCAUCUCAGAUGCUAGCUGGGCUCAGCCCACUGAGACUGGGCUUGUUCUCGGAUGCUGCCACCUCCCCCACCCAUGCCAGACUGGGCCCAGAGUAGAAGGUGGACUUGAGCUCAGGAGAGCAAGGAUUUGAGGUGCUGCCCUGCUUCAGGAAGGCGACCAUCCCCCAGGGCUAACAGGAGGCACAGGUGUCCAGGCCCCAGGGCCCUUCAUUGGAUGAAUCCGAAGUGUUCCUCACAUUCUUUCACAGAGGUCCUUGAAGGAGUAAAGAAUAUUAUCAGAGAAUUAUAGAAAAGAAGACUGGAUCAAGCAAGUUAAGCAAUGGCUGGUGAUUCUAGGAACGCGAUGAACCAGGACAUGGAGAUCGCAGUCACCCCCCGAGACUCCAAGAAGAUCCCCAAACAGGCCCGCGACGACGCGCCCCUGUCCACGGACCGCACGCGCCUGCUGGCGGAGGGCAAGAAGCCGCGCCAGCGCUACAUGGAGAAGAGCGGCAAGUGCAACGUGCACCACGGCAACGUGCAGGAGCCCUACCGCUACCUGAGCGACCUCUUCACCACGCUGGUGGACCUCAAGUGGCGCUUCAACCUGCUGGUCUUCACCAUGGUCUACACCGCCACCUGGCUGUUCUUCGGCUUCAUCUGGUGGCUCAUCGCCUACAUCCGAGGCGAUCUGGACCACGUGGGUGACCACGAGUGGAUCCCCUGCGUGGAGAACCUCAGCGGCUUCGUGUCUGCCUUCCUGUUCUCCAUCGAGACCGAAACCACCAUCGGGUACGGCUUCAGGGUCAUCACGGAGAAGUGUCCCGAGGGCAUCGUGCUGCUCCUGGUGCAGGCCAUCCUGGGCUCCAUCGUCAACGCCUUCAUGGUGGGCUGCAUGUUCGUCAAGAUCAGCCAGCCCAAGAAGAGGGCAGAGACCCUCAUGUUCUCCAACCACGCCGUCAUCUCCAUGCGCGACGAGAAGCUGUGCCUCAUGUUCCGCGUGGGCGACCUCCGCAACUCACACAUCGUGGAGGCGUCCAUCCGGGCCAAGCUCAUCAAGUCGCGGCAGACCAAAGAGGGGGAGUUCAUCCCCCUGAACCAGACGGACAUCAACGUGGGCUUCGACACCGGCGACGACCGGCUCUUCCUGGUGUCCCCGCUCAUUAUCUCCCACGAGAUCAACGAGAAGAGCCCCUUCUGGGAGAUGUCGCGGGCCCAGCUGCACCAGGAGGAGUUCGAGGUGGUGGUCAUCCUAGAAGGGAUGGUGGAAGCAACCGGCAUGACUUGUCAAGCCCGAAGCUCUUACAUGGACACAGAGGUACUCUGGGGUCACCGAUUUACGCCAGUCCUCACCUUGGAAAAGGGCUUCUAUGAAGUGGACUACAACACCUUCCAUGACACCUAUGAGACCAACACACCCAGCUGUUGUGCCAAGGAGCUGGCAGAAAUGAAGCGGGAAGGCCAGCUCCUCCAGUGCCUACCCAGCCCUCCCUUGCCCGGGGGCUGUGCUCAGACCGGGCAGGAUGUGGAGGCUGAGCAGGAUAAAGAGGAUGAGCCUGAUGGCUUGCAUGGGUCCUGGAAGACCAGGGGCUCAGUGUGAGGACUGUGUUUUCUCCUCAGCCUCCCUUCACUGGCUUCCCUGUGCACAGGUACUGCGGAGCCCAGAAGGGAGUAGGGGAGUCAGCUGCGGGUGUGUUUGGAGGCUCAGGAGCUGUCAGGGCCUUGUGGGGAGGAACCACAUAUCUAGGCCUCACACCUCACAACUUACGGCUUCCUCAAGCAAGUGGCCUCCUGUCUGGUCUCUGGCCAGUACCUCGUCCUCUCCCAGCAUGGCUUAGAGCCAGGCCAGGACUGAGUUCCCACAAUGAAAGUCACAGGGUGGCAUCUGUCAGCUGACCGCAGGUCACCUCCCUCCCUGGGUCUGACAGUCCUCUCCAUGACUAACACCUAGAGAGGGCUGUCAGCCCCACCCCUGUCCUCAGGGAAGAGGGGUCUGGUGUGAAGACAGCUCACAGCCAUGGGGGGUCAGGUUCCCCUUUGUGGGAAGUGUCCCUGAGCUCAAGGCCCAUUCAUCUCUUACCAUCAUCUUCUGCCAACCUCCUGUUGUCGCCAAUCUCACAUUCUGUAGGUUCUGUGUGUCCACUGUGACCUCCUGGACAGUUGACCUCCUUAGCGUGGACACUACUGAGCCACUGAGCACCUCUGAGGACACACACAGUGGCCAUCGCGUCCACUCCCAUUCACACUGUGCCCUUCACCUUCCACCGAGGAAGAGCCUCAGCAGCUGGGGUUCUUAUACGCCUUUUUGGCCCAAGAACCUCCAAGUGCUUCUAAGGAUCACUGCAGUUUUCUUUCACAGUCUCAGAGAGCCUGUGACGUGGUCCUGGGGUGAAGCUGAGCUUCAGAGGCCAGCCGAACAGGGAGAGGCAGAGAGGGAAGAGAAGCAGAGAGAAAGGAAAGCAACAAACAUUGUAAAAUAAACUCGCUUUUUACCAAAAAUUGUAAAAUAAACCCGGUUGUUACUCCCAACCCAGGUCUCAGCACACCUUGGCCUUUAAGGUAAAGAGGAGACAGGGAAGCAGAAGUGACAGAUGCCCAUAGGGGCCGCCUCCCCUUCAAGCCUCUGAGUCUUGAGCUGGUGCUGAGGAAGCCUGGCACCUCACUCCCGCAGCCUGGCAGGAAGGAUAAGGGCAGGGCUGCCUCUCCCCACACUGGAAAUGGGAAGCUGAGGCAGUAAGUGGAGAACAGAAGAAGGGAGUAAAUGCCAGGGGAAAGGGGGUAGAGAGGAGCCUUACGGUGAGCAGCUUCAGAGACUUCUCCAUUCCAGAGGGCGGAUGGUGCAGACUGGCAGGUCCCGGAAGCUUGUGUUAAGAAAGACAGGCUUGCCUGAACUUGCCAGCAGAGCUCACUUGUUCCCAGACACAGAAUUCUGCAGAACCUGGCUCCAGACUGGCCUGCGAUUGUGGAUUCCUUCCCCAAACCACCGCAGUGAAACACAAGGGAAAGGCAGACCAGGAGAACAAACAACUUGCAGACCUCAGGCCCAGUUCCCCUCUGUCUGGGCUUCCUAGGUCCUAGGCUGGUGAGAGGAAAGUGCCCUGGUUAGGAACCCUAUCUUGUGGGCUCCUCAUACUGGUGGGGGGGGGAGGGUCAUUAUUCUUGGCACUAUCGCUGGAAACCUUGAGAAGUAGCCUAGGACAGUGGUAGCCACGCAGGAGCCUACUGUCAGGGCAGGCUGCAGGUUGUGGUGGCUGGCAUCUGUAUUCAGGUAUUUGGCAAAGCAAGUCUGCAGGGACUGAGGAAAGGGCUGCAGCCCUCAACCAAAGAAACAAACCCCCAGGGGGCUGUACUCCAGCGGGUGAGCUACCUGCAGCAGCAGUCUAGGGGAGGGGCCCCACUGAGCCAGGAUGCCUGGUAGGGGGAGGGGCUGCCAUCUGAUCUCCCCGGUGAAGCUAGCACUUGCCCUGGCUCCCCAGAGCACAGUCUUACACAGGACUCUUUCCACAUCCCUCGUGGACCCCUGUUGGAUGUGGAUUCUUGCUCCGCAGUGGUGCUUGCUCUCAGAAUACAGCCCACACUGAGGUGGCUAGACAGGAGGGCUGUCACAGAGGAAGCUGGCUUGUGGCUAAGCAGUGGCUUGGCUCCUGUUUCACAUCUGUGUCCACUUACAGUUCUGAAAUACCCCCAGUUGGCCAAAUGGAUCUCUCUCUAGUUCUCCACUGCUUUGUCAAUAGCCUCUAUAAGCCAGGGCCAAGUCCUACCGUUCCACUAACUCCAGACGGUUCAGAAGCUGUUACAGACAAGAUCAGUACAGUCCUGUCCUAAAGCUCCCCAGUAGGCCAGAGUCCAUGUACGCUGGAAUCAUGAAAUACUAAUCCCGCUGUGCUCAUGAUGGAAACCACAUCAUGGCAACCUAAAUGUAAGAAGACUGUCCUACACAUCCCAAGGAAAAUUUCCUCAAGGUAUUUUCUAGACAUUCUUGAAUAAAUGUAGACUUAUUAAAUACAAAGGCUGAGAUGGCCAGCAUUUCAGUGGCUGAUUUCCACAUCACUGUUUCACACACAUGGUCCUUCUUGCUGGCUCUGAGCCCACCCUACCACUGAUGGGCCACAGAGGAUGGAGCCAGGCUGUGAGAGAGGGUCACUGGUGAUUCUCUCAGACCUCAGCAUCUCCAGAAUCCCAAAGUGACAGCUCACCUGCUGUACUCUGAAAACCUAAGAGCUGAAUCCCUGCCUUCAUGCUCAUGUCCUUCCUCUCUGGGGACAUCUCCUAUAGGGACGAGUCCAAGGCAGUUCAGAAGCAGAUAAGCUUCCACUGCCUCUCCUCUCUCACCAUGUUGACUCCUUUGCCCACAGGAUCCUCCUCCCCAGCCAGGGCAGGAAAAGCUUUGCCCAUCCUUCCCUUGUCAGGAGCUGCUGCCACUUGCCCUCUCCCAGUCAGACCCUCCCACCCUAUGGGUCCAACAGCUGACCUGGAUGGAUGGAGGAGAAGAACCCCUGCUGUCUGUGCAGCACCUUCCCUGCUGGGCCCCCACUCCAGGCCCCACCCAUGGCCUGCCUUCCAGUCCACCUCAACCUGCAGCUUGUGUAAGGUCUGACCCACCGACACUUAAAUCAUCCCUAUUAAGUUACCAAAAAUCAAAAUAUAUUGCCCACUGUCCCAGAAAUGUUUCCCUCUGUGUGCCACUGACUGAGCAGGACAGCGGCUGAGGCUUAUACCAGAGACUCAGAACACCACAGAGGACCUCAAUGACUUACUAACAAGCCGGCAGGGUCUCAGAGAGGUUCCCUGGUUUGCUUAAGACAGCAGGUAAAAGGCAGGAUAUGGGUGCCAAGCACCUCCUAAGCACGCCCUGUGGGGUGCCCUGGAGACACACUCAUGGGCUCAGGCCAUAGGAACGUCCCGCCUCUCCGUGGUAGCCGUGGACAUAUGUGCCAUCACCAACAGUGUUCUCCCGUGGGAGGACAAACAGGAAGCACCUUUUCCUUUCCCUCCUCUUUAAUUUUUUAUUUUUAUUAGUACAUAGUUGAGGUAAAUUGUGGGAAACACAUUUUCCUGAGUCCCAGAGAACUGAUGAGCUGCAAAAAAAGAUUAAAGACUGGGCGGGAAACCACUGCUUUCCAGGAGAAGCCACUCCACUCUGCUGGCGUGGUUUUUGCUAACGACAUCUCUUUAAACUGAUGUGUUAAACCUUUGUUG